CUGUCUCCUUCCUCGCAUUCCUUUCUCAGAAAAGAAGUCCCUUUCUUCUUUUUGUCAGCUCGUAAAAGCUACUGAGGCACAGUUGGGAUAAGUGGCAUGAGGCAUUCCAACUAUCCGUCAAUGUUUUUUUACAAUGUUUUUGGAAAGGGAUACGCCGUUGCAGGUUAAAAAGCUCAAAACCUACAAGAGAAAAUUCCUCCGCGCAGCGCGCCAUUGACUGCAUAGACCUUUCAACUUACUAAAGACUGCGAUUGACAAACGUUUUCGUUUCUUGAAAUCCUUUGCAAAAGUGGUUUGUGACUCUGAUCUCCGGAGGACUUGGCCGCGCAACGAGUUUAGACGUGGGGGUGGCGAAGUUACAUCGUUGAAACAAGGACUACCACUGAUAAAAAAGACGGAUCCCUACACAUAUCACUGUAUUGUAAACUGGAUUUGUGAUCUUAAACUGUAGUUUUCGGACUUGUUCUCCGCAAUCAAAACCAUGGAGAAGUAUGAGGAGGAUAUCGGAUUGAAAGCGAGUAAGUUCAUAGAGAACCUUUCUUUGUACAAAGCUUGCAAAGAUGGACUUUACAGCGGGAGAAGGGACGUGAGGAUUAACCACGAUUUGGAUUUUUCGGGACAGAUGAUUACAAACCACAAAAGUAAAGCAGUGAAUGGCAACGCACAGCAGCACCACACUGGCGAACAGGCUGGGAGUAAAGUUUACAACGCGGCCACUUUGCGCCCAGUCAAUGGCAACAGGGGUGCUCCCUCGGAUAUUUGCAACCCACAAAGAGAGGCAGCUUACUGUGAAGAUGGCCACUGCACCAAAUCUGAAGUUGCCUUGCCGUGCUACAGCGGGAUUUCCGAGAGGAACCGAAGGUAUUCUUUAGAGGCACAGAGUCAUAGGUACAGCACGGGGGGUGCAUGUGAUGGAGCGGUCGUGAACAAGCAAGGACCCUUCUCUGUCUACCCUAGCUCGGGCACCAGGAUCAACAAUGUGUGCGUCAGUGCCAGUCAAGACGGCAGGUACAAUACCACCAGCCCCAGGUCUAGCCUGACUUCUUCCAUGUCUUCCCAGGAGCAAAGCAAACACACGAGCCCCAGAUCGAGCAUCAGUAGCCCCAGGUCGAGCUUGGUGGUACCCGGGCAGGACAAAUACACAAGCCCCCGAUCCAGCCUAGUGCAGUACGACGGGAGCAGUGUGCUGAGCCCCCGGUCUAGUUAUGCAAGCACAGCCAGUGAUACCAGCAAGCAUUCCAGUCCCCGGGCCAGCUUGAAUAGCUACGAUUGCGGGAGCAAGCCCAGCAGUAACCGCACCAGUGGCAUCAGUAUGGGGUAUGACCAACGGCACCUCAGCCCUAGAUCAAGCACUGCAAGUCAGUACUCGUGCACCCCGAGUCCGAGGUCCAGUUACUCGGAUUCGCGCUAUGUGUUAUCUGGGAACGCCGAGCAUGAGGGCACAAUCGUGCAUGGCAUGCCGGUGGUCAGCCCCCGUGCAAGCAUCUGCAGCCAGGAAGGCAGCAGCAGACCCGGGGUAGCCAGCAACUGCAACCCGUGUGUGGUUAGCCCACGGUCCAGCAUCUCUAGCCACAGCUCUAGAAGUUCCCGGAGUUCGAGGGGCUCCAUGAGCGCCUACCCAGACCUUCAGCAGCCCUCGCCCAGGUCCUCCAUCCUGGGUCCUGGUUUGCAGGAGGAAUCGGUUGUGAGCGAUUUCGGAGAUGGCAGGAUCUAUCCCCAAUCGUCCCCAGCAAGACACGAGCAGCCGCAAUCUCAGGUAGGAUUAAACACAGACGCCACUGGUGUUCCAGCACCUUUUAACUACUGCAGCCCCGCAAGAGCCUCGGCCCCGGCGCAAAAGUUUAAGCUGCCUUACCAAGUGACCCCUUCCCGUGAAAGUGGCCCAAGCCAGGCAGAAAGAAGACUAGAAGCCCUGACGUUGGAACUGGAGAAGGAGUUGGAGAUGCACAUGAAAAAAGAAUAUUUUGGAAUCUGUAUAAAGUGUGGGAAGGGGGUGUAUGGAGCGAGUCAGGCCUGCCAAGCAAUGGGAAACCUCUAUCACACCAACUGCUUCACCUGCUGCUCCUGCGGGCGAAGGUUGAGGGGAAAGGCAUUCUACAGCGUCAAUGGUAAAGUUUACUGUGAAGAAGAUUUCUUGUAUUCCGGGUUCCAGCAAACAGCAGACAAGUGCUUCGUGUGUGGCCACCUCAUAAUGGAAACGAUUCUGCAGGCCCUAGGGAAGGCCUACCACCCUGGCUGUUUCCGCUGUGUGGUCUGUAACGAGGGCUUAGACGGGGUCCCUUUCACGGUCGACAUGGAGAACAACAUCUACUGCGUCAAGGACUAUCACACAGUUUUCGCACCCAAGUGUGCGUCGUGUAACCAGCCCAUCCUGCCUGCACAGGGUUCUGAGGAAACAAUCCGAGUGGUGUCAAUGGAUAGAGACUACCAUGUGGAAUGCUAUCACUGUGAGGACUGCGGGCUCCAGCUGAACGAUGAGGAGGGUCACCGCUGCUACCCCCUGGAUGGGCACCUCCUCUGCCAUGGCUGUCAUGUCCGCCGCCUCAAUAUCCAGGUGCCGCCCCACCCUCCCCCUGGCUACCCUAUACACGUCACCGAACUGUGAGACCACAGAGACCCUGAAGGAGACGGCAGAAGAGCGAUGGAGCGGGAGAGAGGAGUGUAAUGUAGAACAGCCUCCCGGCUGCUGUAGGCUGGAGCACUUUGUAAUACAGCGUGAAGAGCCACAUGUUGAGUAUAGCGGCCCUGGUUAGGCUACUACUUGGCAGCUGUCUGUUCGGUGUUAACUCAUUUGUAAACAGCAUUUGGGGGGAGGUCUCAUUCUUCAGAAACCUUUUCUUGUAGUUGCAGUACACAAGUGACUGAACUGUGUGAGGUUACAGCUGUCGACACACACAAGCAGCAAGGCCUCGCCUCGAGGAGAGACACACUUCGGAGGGGGUGGGGGGGUGGGACUUCUUAUCGCUGAAGGCCUGAGAGCCAAGAGGCAAGGCUGCACUUGUGUUUAACCGAAAACGGAUGGACAGCUUCGGAAAGCCACAGAGACAGCUGCUGGAGCAACCGCUGACAAUUCAAAGUAGUCACUGUUGCAGAAUCUCUACACUUGUAAAAACUGCUUGUCAUUCCCAGCCUGCAAAAACACUGUAACACUGCAACAUCACAUUGGCUAUGCAAGGAAACUGUUGUAUGCAAUUUUGCAUUAUUUCACUGUUAACCCAAUAAUGUUUUUUGCUGUUUUUUUUUUUUUUAUCCAUUACAUGUGGGGCCAUGAUUUUCUUUUUAUUUGCAGUUGCUUGUAUGUUGUUAUAACAGUCUUUUGUAUUAAUUGCAGUUACCACAUCUUUAGCAAACAAUAGCAUUUGUGACCUACAAGAUUCACUGGCAAUGUUUUAAUGAUAUAACAACUAUUAGAUAUACAUAGAUUGUACGUACAGUUGUUUUUAUAUUGGGCAGAACUUUCACGGAGACCUAUAAUUUUAUUGGGCAGAGAGGUGAGGAAUACAUAGAUCUUGCAUAGCUAGAAAGACAGUUAUUUUAUCAUGUUGCUAUUCGUUAUCUACUAGAGUCAGAGGCUGAAUGUACUGAUUAACUAGCAGUAGAUAUGACAAUAGGAGUCUUAAAACUACUGUACGACGAGGGUGUAGGGGAUAUAGAGAUGUAUUCCUUUGUGGACCACUGAAAUGUCUAACAGAACUUGCACUUUGUGAUCACUAGAUCCCGUCUCAUUGGGGGGGUCGCCUUUUAACUCUGCAAUGCCUUAGCAUUUUUUAAAUGAGAACAGCAGCUUUAUCUAUGUAACUAUAUACCGUUUCUGUACAAAACCAUUUUUUUCCCCUGUCUUGCAAUAUAAUAUCCUACGUAUGAAAAAUUCUGACUUAUGAGGCUGAAUUUAAAAAAAUAACAAUAUAGAGGGGUGGCUAAGCAUUGUAUCAUAUGUGAUACAAACAUGGGCAUUACAGGGUUAAACGUGUUUAGUCUUUACAUACUGUUUUCAAAGAGUUUUUGUGUGUUCUGAGAGUGAUGGCUGUACCAACUCCAUAAUCGUUCAGUGAAAUCAGAUGCACUGCUGUUUCAAAGGCACAUUGUUCCCCCCUUCCUCCUUAUCAGCAUCUUCUAGUUACAGCCAGUUAACAACUAAACAAAUACGUCUGCUUUCACUGAUACUCUCUGGGCUCUGAUCUCAUGUUACCUUCGGUAAGAGGCCAGCCCAAUGUGUCUUCAGGUCUUAAAGGGUACAUAAGGAUCUUUUUAUUUUAUGGUGUUAUAUUUUAUUAUUAUUAUUAUUAUUUUUUUACAU
Molecule: messenger RNA, 4297 nt
Organism: Polyodon spathula (Mississippi paddlefish)
Lineage: Eukaryota; Metazoa; Chordata; Actinopteri; Acipenseriformes; Polyodontidae
Product: Wilms tumor protein 1-interacting protein homolog
Exons: 8
Coding region: 482-2605 (707 amino acids)
Biological process (GO): regulation of DNA-templated transcription; negative regulation of hippo signaling; cytoskeleton organization
Cellular component (GO): transcription regulator complex; P-body; nucleus
Molecular function (GO): transcription corepressor activity
Source: RefSeq, a predicted model, not a curated record